GAAAAGUCUAAACAAAAUAUUGACAAAAUAAAUAAAAAAUAUUGGACAUCUCUUGAAAUCACGUUUCCAAAUUGGAAAUUCCAAUAAUACAUAUUACGGCAUUACGUAAUACGAAAAAUUAAACAAUCCUGCAAUUUAAGUAAACUAUAAGCAAUCAUUAUUUUUCUGUAGCACAAAAUACGUUGCAUAUGUGAGAACUUUGUUUUGGAUUAACAGGUUGUAUUAAUUGAUUCAAUCUUGAUUGUUUUCGUUGGUAGUACAAACGAAAAAUAUAAUUUUAUACUGAAAAAGUCGAAUGCAGCAAAACCGAAUGAAUUGAGAAAUUAUGAAUACGCUAAAAGAAGAACAGGGAGGAAUAGAAGAAGGAUGCUAUUUAUGUGGGGAUGACGACGGUGAUGGAAGGAGACCCUUUGGCGGAGUGGGUGGAGAUAUAAAAAUUCUAGAAACAUGGUCACUCCGCUGCGUUGAAUCAAUUUCCUGCCUCUUUCGAAUUCCUGCCAACGAUCCACUCCGUCAAGUCAUGAAAGACGCGGAUUAUUGUCAGAAAUGUGUCCAAGUUGUUCGAGAUAUUGAUUUUACCUUUCGUCUCUUUAAUCAAUUACUUGCAAGAUUGGAGGUAUUGCAAAAAGACAUGUUGGACAAGGUGGCGCAGAAAGAGAUUAAAGAUUUUGGGGAAAAUUUUGAGCGAGAAAUUUCUAAACUGCUUCGCGAAGGAAGUGCUGACAUUAAUGUUGGGAUUGAUCGGUUUAAACAUUUACUAAAUUUGGAAUCCUUGAGGAAUUAUUCUGACAACAACGAUACAAAACCAGUCCAACAUUCAAGCCGAGCUGUGAAACGAAAACUUUUGAAUGAAGUUGACAAUGUGAAGAUUGAAGAGGAAGAGAAAAGUUACAUAAAUUUUAAACAAGAAGAGGAAGUUGAUUUAUUAUUUAUGGAACAAGACCGGAUUUUUCUAUCGACAGAGGACGAUCACCAACAAAACUUUGGCAUCCUUGGGUAUUCCCCAGAGAGUUAUGAACAACCUUUUGUAUCUGAGGAUGACAGUUAUGAUGACUAUCAAACCAGUCAUGGGAAGAGGCCUCGAAGGCCGAACAGUCCCAUAAAACUCAAAAAAUUUAAGUGUUCUCUUUGUCCUGCAUUGGCCUUUGGAUCUGACAUGGCCUUGAAAGGACAUAUAAGAGGUGUCCAUGAGUUUGACCCCCUCCCAUAUCAUUGUGACAAGUGCCCAAAAAAACUCAAGCAGUUGAAAAGUCUUAAACGUCACAGAGCCAAUAAAUGCACACUUUCACUCCUCACUUUUGAAAAUACUACUGCUGAGCUUCAACCCAAAUCAGAACCUCAUCAUCUUUCGAACUCUGAAGCUGGAAAUCCACUAAUCCGACGCUCCUCUCCCCGUGUAACUGUAAAACGGGAAAUAACCAGUAUUCUAAAACACGAGGACCAAGAUGAUGACACUGCUAUUAAUUUAGAUGAAGAUAACCAAUAUCCUUCCGAUAAAGAUGACGAUUAUCUAGAAACUGGAGAAGACGAGGAGGACGAUAACGCUUCAGAUUUUGAUUUCUCGGACAAUGAUUAUUCUGACGGAAAUGAUGAAGAUUAUCGUCGCCGUCAACGGGGUAGGAAAAAUCGGGGGGAUACUUCCAUCAAAAAAUUACAAUGUCGCUUAUGCCCAGCCUCGUUUAUGGCGGAAGCAAGUUUGAAGGGUCAUCAACUGGGAGUUCAUGAAAAUGACCCUCUACCCUUCCACUGUGUUAAGUGCCCCAAGAAAUUCCGGAAAUACAAAUCUCUACAAUCUCACACAAGUAAAAGAUGUCAAAAAGAAGUUGUCCAACCAUCUCAAAAUAUCCCAUGCGUUUCAUGUCCUAAAAAGUUUUCCACUAAUUCAUCCCUAAAGACUCACACGCAGCGAUUACAUACUCAAUUCAACUGCAGUUUCUGUGCCUUAAACUUUCAAACCCAUGAAGAAACUCAAACCCAUGAGGAACUCCAUAAAAAUUUUGAGCAGCCCUUUCAAUGCAUCAUCUGCCAGUCGGUAUUCUCCAACUCGUUAAAGCUUAAAGAUCAUGUCGCAUUAUCUCAUACCAACAAUCGCGUCGUGUGUGACGUCUGUGGUAGAAAGUUUGUAAAUGAAAAAUAUCUGCGGAAACAUCAAGUGAUACACAGUGAAUCCUACGUCGGACACAAGUGCGAAGUCUGUGGGCAUGUUUUUCAAAGCCCAUCGGUCCUGAGUCAACAUAUGAAUAAGCAUUCCACCACGAAGAACUUUAUUUGUGAAAUUUGUGGGGCCGGUUUCAAGUACCCAGCCGGACUAAAACUGCAUAAAAUAAGUCAUGAGCCUAAGGCACAGCUCCCCAUUGUAUGUAAAAUAUGCGAUAAAACAUUCGCCUGUAAACAGUUCCUCCUGAAACAUGAAGAAAUUCAUUCUGGUACGUUAUCUUACGAGUGCCCAACUUGUCAUAAAAAAUUCAAGAGGGCAAAUAACUUGAGGCAACAUGUUCAGAUUCAUGAGCCAAAGGAUCCCAACAGGAAGAAGCGAGCGCGGAAGACUAGCAGACCGCCCACAGCAGCAGCAGACACGAUAAGGAAUCGAAAUGAAGUAAUCAAUGAUGUGGCAGUCGCAGGCGUUGUUACUGUCGCCUCUGGAGAUGAUGACCAUGGUCAAGACCGAGUCAUUAAUUAUUUUAUACACUAUUAACACGGAACAAGGAGAGCGCAUUUAAAAUUUAGUAAAUUGAAAUGCAUUCAAUAAUUGUGAUAAAAACAUGUACAUUAAAAUAUGAGAAUCUAGUCAAUUAGCAAUAAAUAAAUGCAUACAAGUUUCCUAAUAAGUGA
Folsomia candida is the source of this 2832-nucleotide messenger RNA. Its product is annotated as zinc finger protein 493. Gene Ontology annotation, molecular function: RNA polymerase II transcription regulatory region sequence-specific DNA binding; DNA-binding transcription factor activity, RNA polymerase II-specific. Gene Ontology annotation, cellular component: nucleus. The transcript is spliced from 5 exons. Bases 326 to 2695 code for a protein of 789 amino acids. Gene Ontology annotation, biological process: regulation of transcription by RNA polymerase II. The record is from RefSeq and is a predicted model, not a curated record. NCBI's taxonomy places the organism in Eukaryota, Metazoa, Arthropoda, Collembola, Entomobryomorpha, Isotomidae.